CUGGAUCCCAGUCGUGAACCUAAUAGAAGAGCCGGAUUCUGAAUCCCCCCUCCCCAGGACCGGACCUGCAUCGUACCCCCAGCGCCGGAUCCUGUGUCUGCCGCAGCAAGACAGCAUGGCGCGGGCAGCCAAGAGUGCUGUGGUUCUGUGCUGGGAUGUGGGACAUACCAUGACCAUGGCGCCACCAGGGGAAGAAUCAUCAUUUGAACAAGCAAAGAAAAUUGUGCUGCUGUUCCUCCAACGACAAGUUUUUGCUGAGAGUAGAGAUGAGACAGCUUUAGUCCUGUUUGGAACUGAUGGAACCUCUAAUCCUCUUGCUACAUCAGACCAAUACCAGCAUAUUACUGUGCACAGAGACCUAAUGAUCCCUGACUUUGAUCUCUUAGAAGAUGUUCAAAGUAACAAAAUGGCAAGUGACAAUCAAGCUGACUUUCUAGAUGCCCUGGUUGUUUGCAUGGACUUGCUUCAGAAACAGACCCUGGGGAAGAAGUUUGAGAAAUUACACAUUGCAGUGUUCACUGAUCUGAGCAGUCCCUUCAGUUCCGACCAGUUGGAUAUCAUUACAGACAACAUGAAGAGAGCUGGAAUCACGCUGCAGUUCUUCUUGCCAUUUGCACUGGAUGCUAUCAACAUGGAUGAGGGUGGUGAUGCUGCAGAACGACGAAGUAAUAUUUCAGGAGGGAAAGCUCUAACUGCAGAGCAGAAGGAAGGAAUAAAGAUGGUUAAGAGGGUUAUGCUGUCCUUGGACGAAGAAGGAGGACUAGAUGAAGUCUUCACAUUCAGGGAAAGUGUUGAACAAUUGUCCAUUUUUAAGAAAAUAGGAAGGAAGCCUAUGGCAUGGCCAUGCCAACUCACCAUUGGCUCCAGAAUCACCAUUAACAUUGUGGCAUACAAAGCAGUAACUGAGGAAAAGUUGAAGAAGACCUGGAUAUCUGUUGAUGCCAAAUCUCUACGCAAAGAGGAUGUGAGGAGAGAGACUGUUUACUGCCUCAAUGAUGACAAUGAGACUGAAGUUACUAGGGAAGAAACUAUUCAAGGGUUCCGUUAUGGUAGUGACAUUAUUCCAUUCUCUCAAGUGGAUCAGGAGCACAUGAAGUACAAAACCGAUGGAAAAUGUUUCAGCGUCCUUGGAUUUACCAAGUCAGUGCAAGUCUUGCAGAAUUAUUAUGUUGGACGGCAGGCGCUGAAGGUCUUUGCUGCAAAAGAUGAUGAGCACGCUGCAGUGGCUUUGUCAGCACUGAUUCAUUCAUUGGAAGAACUGGAAAUGGUGGCAAUAGUUCGUUAUGUUUAUGACCGGAGAUCACACCCACAAGUUGGAGUGGCCUUUCCUUUGAUUAAAGACAAAUAUGAGUGUUUAAUCUACGUCCAACUCCCAUUCAUGGAGGAUCUUCGACAGUUUACUUUCAGUUCUCUGAAGAACAACAAGAAAGCUGCAGCUUCUGAAGAGCAGUUAUCGGCUGUGGAUGCUCUGAUUGACUCGAUGAGCUUAGUGAUGGAUGAUGGAGAAGAAUUUGAGGAUCUCUUCAAAGUCAGCAAAAUUCCCAAUCCUUACUUCCAGAGGCUGUUUCAGUGUCUUCAGUGGAAAGCGUUUCAGCAAGAUGAGCCUCUGCCUCCCAUAGACCCGCACAUGAAAAACAUGUUAAACCAGCCUCAGGAGGUGGCUGAUUCCAGCCUGGCAUCCUUGGAGCAGUUAAAGAAACUUUUCACUCUGCAAGAUUCAGGCAAGAGGAAAGACCAGAAGAUUGCACAACAUAUCUUCAAAGACAAUGAACCAGAGGAACCAGAUGUCAAGAGGGCAAGGUCUGAUGAUGAUUUCAACAUUGUCACAUUGGCUGAAGGCACUGUGACAGCGGUUGGCAGCCUCAAUCCAGCAAAAGAUUUCCAGGCUUUGGUCCAGCAAAAGAAUGCCAAUUUCAGAGAAGUGACCAGGCAGCUGAUGGAUCGUGUCUACCAGUUUCUUGAAGUCAAGAAUCAUCAAUAUUACAUGAAAAGUUUGGAUUGUGUAAAAGUCUUCAGGAAGGAAGCUGUCAAGGCGGGAGAAUCCCAACAUUUCAACACAAUACUGAAAACGUUGAAAGAGAAUGUGGAGUCAAAAGGGCUGCAAGAAUUCUGGGAGCUGAUCAUACAAGAUGCUAUCUCUCUCAUCACCAAGGAUGAAGAUGCAGAAUGUACAGUGACCAGUGAUGAAGCCAAAAAGUUUCUGAUACCAGAGGAGAUGUCUGGUGUGGAAGAAUUGGCGGUGACCCAGGAUGAAGGAGAUGUCGAUGAUCUGCUUGAUAUGAUGUAAGGAGGACUUUUAGAAAUGCAGCAGAGGAUCACAGAGCUAAGAAGACAAUAUCAUGAUUAUGGUUCAAGAAUGUAUCAAUAUCCUCAGCCACAGAUCUUCACAUCUAAAGACAGGUCACACAUUCUUUGUAUUCGCAUGGUUGCCCGUCGAUCAAUAAUGGAAA
Messenger RNA from Mobula hypostoma (lesser devil ray), 2450 nucleotides. RefSeq names its product X-ray repair complementing defective repair in Chinese hamster cells 5 (gene xrcc5). The record is from RefSeq and is a predicted model, not a curated record. The transcript has 21 exons. The coding region runs from base 116 to 2287 and encodes 723 amino acids. Gene Ontology annotation, cellular component: Ku70:Ku80 complex; nucleus. Gene Ontology annotation, biological process: double-strand break repair via nonhomologous end joining; DNA recombination; telomere maintenance. Gene Ontology annotation, molecular function: DNA helicase activity; double-stranded DNA binding; telomeric repeat DNA binding. NCBI's taxonomy places the organism in Eukaryota, Metazoa, Chordata, Chondrichthyes, Myliobatiformes, Myliobatidae.